GCGUAAAUGUUUUCGGUUAUGAAAACAAGUCGGUCGUUGGUCCAUAUUACUUAACAAAGGAGACGAAAAGCAAUCACAUUAAUUUAAUAUUGCUGCACAACGAAGAAAAUUUCCAUUACAUUUUGGUUAUGGAUAUGUCUUGUCUUAUGCGGUCUCAAUUCACAAGUCAUAAGGAGAAAGGUUACUUUUGUUUUGGAUGCCUGCAAUGUUUCCACGAUGAAAAUAAAUGUAUGACUCACAAAAAGCAGUGUGGAAAAGUAGUCUGUGCCCUGCCGAACAAAAAGAAGCCGUACUAAAGUUCGUCAAUCACAAGAAAAAGGAUAAGGUGCCUUUCGUUAUUUAUGCUGACUCCGAAAGUGUACUGGAAGACGUGCAGGAAGAUGAGAACAAUGGGGCGAGUAAAAAAACGGAAAAGGUAAAGAAGCAUAUUCCAUGUGCUUUUAGUUAUUUUAUUAAAUGUAGUUUUAAUGAAAAUUUAAAUAAGUUAUUUAUAUAUAGUGGUCCCGACGCAGCAAAUGUUUUUCUGAAAGAACUAAUUCAGGAUUGUAAAUUUUUGUAUGAUAGUUACCUAACCAAAACGAAACCUAUGAAUACUCUAACCCCCGAAGAAGAGACAGCCUUUCUUAGGGAUAUCAAUUGUCGUAUAUGUGGCGACAUUUUAGGUAACGAUAGGGUGAAAGAUCAUUGUCACUUAACGGGGCAAUAUCGAGGUGCGGUACAUAACCAUUGCAAUCUGCAAUAUCAUCUACCUAAAUUUAUUCCAAUAUAUUUCCACAAUUUUUCUUCGUACGACUGUCACCUCUUCUUUAAAGAGUUAGUUGAAUUUGGAGGUGAAAUAAGAGUCAUACCUCAAAACAAAGAAAAAUAUAUUUCAAUGUCUUAUUUCAUUAAUAUGGAUAACGAGUCAACCGACUCUAGUUCUUUAAAAAGUACAGUUGUUGUAGGAGAAGAAGAAGAUUCGAGUGAGGAAGAUGAUGAGGAAUUCCAGCAAGAAGAGGAAAGUGAGGGCAAAAAAGAGAAGAAAAAGAAAAUGAAUAGAUUAGAGCAUCGUUUCUUAGAUAGUUUUCGAUUUAUGCCUACUAGUUUGGAUAAAUUAGCAAGGAAUUUAUCUCGAGAUUCUUUUGUUGCUGUCAGAUCUCAUUUUCCUGAUGAUGAAUCAUUUGAACUUAUGACUAGGAAAGGAGUAUUUCCCUACGAAUAUAUGUCAUCAUUUGAAAAAUUGAAGGAGAAACAACUUCCCCCUAUAGACCAAUUUUAUAAUAAGUUGACCGAUACUGAAUGCUCGUCAGACGAUUAUAGGCAUGCAACAAAUGUUUGGUCACAUUUUCGAUGUCAAACUAUGCAAGACUACAUGGAUUUGUACUUAAAAGCUGAUGUCUUGCUUUUAGCAGACGUAUUUGAAAAUUUCAGGAGCUUAUGUAUGCGAAUUCACGAACUGGACCCUUGUCAAUAUCUCACAGCACCAUCUCUAUCUUGGGAUGCAAUGCUACUAUGUACUAAAGUCGAACUUGAGCUACUCAGAGAUAUAGACAUGUACAAUUUCUGCAAAAAUGGUAUUCGGGGAGGGCUUACCCAGUGCUCAAACAGACACUCGGUAGCAAAUAAUGAAGAUGCUCCCAAUUAUAAUAGUGCCAAACCAGAGGUAAAUAUCUAUUAUUUGGAUGUAAAUAAUUUAUAUGGUACAGUUAUGACUGAGUGUCUCCCUGAAAAAGAUUUUAGAUGGGUGGAGGGUUAUGAAAUGGAGAAAUUCAAUGAUCCAGCUGUAAUAUUAUCUAUUCCUGACAACGCUCCUACUGGUUUUAUUUUAGAGGUUGAUAUUGAAUAUCCACCGCACCUUCACGACAAACAUAACGAUUUACCUUUUUUGGCGGAGGAAAAAGUGUGUUGA
Musca domestica (house fly) is the source of this 1888-nucleotide messenger RNA. RefSeq lists its product as uncharacterized. Gene Ontology annotation, biological process: DNA replication. Bases 227 to 1888 code for a protein of 553 amino acids. The transcript is spliced from 2 exons. Lineage: Eukaryota; Metazoa; Arthropoda; Insecta; Diptera; Muscidae. The record is from RefSeq and is a predicted model, not a curated record. Gene Ontology annotation, molecular function: nucleotide binding; DNA binding; DNA-directed DNA polymerase activity.